AUGCGCCGUUUAAAAUAUAUUGUAACGCACGUCGAACUAUACGACUCCCAACAAGUUAAUGCUAAUAAAGAUGCGAGGUUCAUCGCGAUUAAUGCAUUGGGCUACUGUUGGACCGGUUGGCGUUGGAUCCUUCAUGAUAGCGAUUUAAAAUUUAUCGCAAAUCAGGCGGAGGAAAGAGCCAUAGGGUUUGCUGCGGAUCAGGCAUUUCUCGAUGAGCUUACACAAAAAUACUAUGGAUUCCACAAGAAAAAUCUUGUCACGUCCAUCGAUUCGUUUGAAGUUGGAGAAUCAAAUGCGCAUCCAGAAACAGCAAAGCUUUGGACAUUUGAUACUACAAAUUUUCUAAUAUCAUUGGUGAAGAAAUACGAUGACGAAUUCCAAAGCAAAGUUAAAAGACAUGUAUGGCAGAAAAUAGCAACCAUUGUUUCUGAUCAGACUAAAUUAAAUGUGAGUGCACAGCAGUGUGACACCAAGUGGAAAGGGCUGAAAGAUAUGUACAAAAAUAUCAAACAGCAUAAUGAAAAGUCUGGAAAUGAUGCAAAAAAAUGGAUAUUUUUCAAUAAGAUGGAUGAGUUCAUAGGGCUCAAAAUUAACAACAGUGCAACAGCCACUACUUCAACAGAUGUAGAUUGUGAAGAAAAUACUACUGACUGUAAUGACAUAGAGAAUGACACCCCCAAAAGAACUGGCAACUUGGGCAGAAAAAGAGCAAGAUAUGAAAAUACUGUCGAUAAGCGCCAUAAGGACAAAAUGCAACGCCAAGAUCGAUUUCUUGAUUUGUUCGAAGAUUUGGUGAAUACCAUGAAAAAUAAGUGA
This is a messenger RNA of Ceutorhynchus assimilis (cabbage seed weevil), 816 nucleotides long. Lineage: Eukaryota; Metazoa; Arthropoda; Insecta; Coleoptera; Curculionidae. The record is from the annotation of a GenBank genome assembly.